Molecule: messenger RNA, 471 nt
Organism: Blumeria graminis f. sp. triticale
Lineage: Eukaryota; Fungi; Ascomycota; Leotiomycetes; Helotiales; Erysiphaceae
Source: the annotation of a GenBank genome assembly
AUGGAUCAAUUUGAAGAAUUUUCCGAGUACACAACCCGAAACCCUGCCUAUCAGAUACUUGCUUUUUACACAUGGUGUUUAAGUCUCCAACCUAGACCACUGCGAGGACGUAAUUUUUCAUUAGGUGAACUCCGUAAUUACCUCAUGGUAUACCUACGAUCCACAGACAACCAUGCAAAUAUAAAUUUUGAAACAAAUAUUCGCGAUUUACAAUUUAAGAUCUCCAAAGAAGAGGUUCCUACCCAUGAAUUUGAACGCUCUAUCUACUUGUUCAAAUCAGGAAGCGACCGUGAUAUUUGGUAUUACACCUUACAUGUUGCCGACCUACUUACCCGUGGAGCUGCUCCAAUUCUCCCAGAAUUACAAAUUCCGUUAACACAGAAGAUUACAUCGACUAGUAUCAUACUGCUAAGGAUCUCAGAAUCCUACGCUUAUGACCAUACUAAAUCCGGCCUCGAAGAGACAUUCUAA